Paramecium sonneborni is the source of this 3054-nucleotide messenger RNA. NCBI's taxonomy places the organism in Eukaryota, Ciliophora, Oligohymenophorea, Peniculida, Parameciidae. The record is from the annotation of a GenBank genome assembly.
GAAAUUUAGUAAAUAAAUUAAUAAAGACAUGAGUACUAAUAUGAGAGGGUUGAAUACAUUCAUUACUGACAUUCGUCACUGCUCUAAUAAAGAAUAAGAAGAAAAAAGAGUAGAAAAAGAAUUGUAAAAGAUUAGAGGAAAAUUUACAUCCUAAAAAGGAUUAGCUGGAUAUCAAAAGAAAAAGUAUGUUUGGAAAUUGUUAUAUAUCUAUAUUCUAGGUAAUAAUACUAUAUAUAUUAUUAGGUUAUGAAGUUGAUUUUGGAUAAUAAGAAUGUGCCUUCUUAAUUAAUUCAUCUAAAUUUAGUGAAAAAUAUACAGGAUACGUAGCUACAUCAAUAUUAGUAAGUGAAAAAACACAUGAUUUAUUUACAUAAGUAGCAUCAUCUAUAAGAAAUGAUUUAUAAUCUGUAAAUGAGAUUAAUCAAUCUUUGGCACUCACUAUGGUUGGAACAUAAGCACCUUAAGAAUUAGUUAAUGCUUUACAUUAAGAUGUCUAAAAAUUAGCAUUGACAGAAUCAAGAUCAACAUUUCAUGUUAGAAAAAAGGCUUGCGCUUGUUUACUUAGAAUGUAUAGAAAAUAUUAAGAUAAAUUUUAACCAUCUUAAUGGGCAUAAGGAAUAUCAUAAAUGUUUGAAUCUAGGUAUAUAUUAUUAAUAUAUUAUAAUAGACAUCCUUCAUUAGGAUUCAUGACAGCAGCCACUUCAUUAUUAGUUGGAACAUGUUAAUUAGAUAAUCCCUCAAUUUUUGAGGACUGUACCCCUAAGUUAAUUAAAUUACUUCAUAAGAUUGCUAUCUAAAAAGAUAGUCCUGGAGAUUAUAAUUAUUAUGCAACUCCUGCUCCAUGGUUAUAAGUUAAGAUUUUGAAAGCUCUUUCAUUUUUUUCACCACCUCCUCCAUCAACUGAUUCUCAUCGUUAAUUAACUGAAUGUUUAACCAAAAUUAUUAAAAAAACUGAAGUUACCAAAAGUAUUAAUAAAAAUAAUGUUGAUCAUGGUAUACUAUUUGAAGCAGCUAAUCUUGUUAUCACUUACAAUGGGGCUGUUGGAAUGGAAUUAAAAAAUGAUAUUCUCAAAUUAUUAGGAAUCUUUAUAUCUGUUAAAGAACCAAAUCUUAGAUAUCUAGGAUUAGAAACUAUGUGUAAAUUUGUUAAACUUGCUGGAGAUUCUUUAGAAGAUCAUUUAAAUACUAUUUUCAAAUCUUUAAGAGAUAAUGAUAUUUCUAUUAGAAAAAGAGCAUUAGAUUUACUUUAUCUUAUUAGUAGUCCUAAUACUAGUUAGAGAAUUGUAGAGGAGUUAUUGAGUUAUGCUGAAAAUGGAGCUGAUUUGCAAAUUAAAGAUGAUUUAGUUCUCAAAAUCGCUAUUCUUUCUGAAAAAUUUGCAGAUAAUUUAUAUUGGUACAUUGAUGUUGUUGUAAGAAUGAUAAAUUCAUCUGGAGAUUUUGUGACUGAAGAUAUCUGGUUUAGAAUCAUUCAAAUCAUUGUUGGUUUUUAAAAAGAAGGCAAUCCAGAAUUAUAAAAAUAUGCUGCCACUAAAUUGUAUUCCUAAUUAUCUAUGCCACAUGUACACGAAACAUUAAUUUGUAUUGGAGCAUUCAUAAUAAGCGAAUAUUCAUAGAUGUUAGUGGAAUAAAAUAAAGAACCCUAAAAAUUAUUUGAUAUUCUGAAUAAACAUUAUACAUUCAGUACUGAAAGAAGCAGAUAAAUGUUGUUAAAUGCCUUUAUAAAAUUGGCAAGUAAAUAUCCAGAACUAAAAGACUAAGCAAUAAUGAUAUGUCAAAUAGCUGGUGAACACUUUGAUCCAGAUAUUUAAUAAAGAGGAAUAGAAUAUUUUUCAUUGUUAAUGGAAGAUGACAAACUCUUAAAUCAAAUAGUAGUUAAAAUGCCUCCAUAUUCAGAACAAGUCUAAUUGAAUAAUCCUCUAACAAAAAGAAUAUAUGGUAUGGUUUUAAAUCCAAAGGAAUAAAAGGAUCCUACAUUAUUAAAUUAAGCAAGAAUUUAAGCUAAUCAAGAAAUAGCUAUGGCUGAAUAAAGAUUAUAAAGCAAGCCUGAAUAACUUUAAAAGCAUUUGAGUUGGUUAAAAGCAUGUCCGUACUUGAAUUAAUUCUAAGGAUAGAUUGCUCUUGAGGGUGUUAAUAUAAUGGUUCCACCAUCUCCUGAUGAUAAUAAUCUAAAAUCCCCUUCAAUAAGCAAUAUAAAUGAAAUUAAAUUAUUAUUAACUAGCUAAAUAGGAAAGAUAGUUGACAAACCUGAUGAUCUUGUUGUAUAAUAUAAAUCAGAAAUAAAUGGACAUUUAGGAAAGGUAUAAAAUUUACUAAAUUAUCAUUAGAUCUCUUUCUAAUUUGAAGCAAAAUCUCCAAUUCAAAACUUAUCUAUUCUUGUUUCCUAAACUAAUGGUAUGCUAUUCAACAUUUUACCUGUAAAAUAAGGAGAUUUUCCAUAAGUCAUGAUGUAAGUUUUAAGUUAUGAUGGAAAUAUGACGUUGCCAAUUGCAUCAGUAUUUUAUGAAGAAAAUGGACAACAAAAAAAACGUGAAUUUCAUCUUCCCAUUUAUACAAAUAAAUUUGUAUAACCUGUUGAUAUGCCUUAUGAUAAAUUCACUAAAUUCUUUGAUGAUUUUACGUAUUUAUUAUUUGAUAAUCUAUAGAAACAAUCUAGUCAAUCCAAACUAUUUUAAAUUAGAUACUUUUAUUAGAAAUACUGCUCCAUCAAAUAUUCCAAUGUCUGAAGUACUCAAAAAAGCUGGAGGAUUGCUAUCUGUUGGAUUGAAUUUAAAAGCGUAAUCAACAAUUUAUAAUUUAGUCAACCAUUCCCAUCUCUUGAAAAUUUGCAAAUGAUUUGGGCUUGUGGAUAAUUGAUUAUUAAACCUCCAGAACAAAAUAAUAUUUUAAAUCUACCAAUAAUGGUUGUUAUAUCAUCAUUAGAUCAAACUACAGAAUUUUUAAGAGUAGGAAUAAGAUGCGGUGGAAAUGGAGAAAUCGCUAAGAAUUAUUUGAAAUUAAUAAUGCUCUAUCUGGGAUGAUCAAUAUUACACAAUAUAAAAAUAUUUAUAUCUGUCU